AUGUCGUAUCCAUAUAAUACAGAAUUUUUUGUUCGUUACCCAAAAUUUAAAGAGAGAGAUGAAAAAGAUAGAACUACCGAUCCUAGAAUAGAACUAGAAAAAAAAUGCGAAGUAAAAUGUGUACGUCCAGUGAAUGAAUAUAAAAAUUGCGUAACCAGAGUGAAGGCUAGAACUGACAAUAAAGGAAAUUGCCUAGGCCAGUAUGAAGAGUUAUAUAUUUGUAUUGACCAUUGUGUGGCGAAGGAUCUGUUUAAUUACUUAGUCUAG
This is a messenger RNA of Plasmodium berghei ANKA, 267 nucleotides long. RefSeq names its product cytochrome b-c1 complex subunit 6, putative. The record is from RefSeq and is a predicted model, not a curated record. NCBI's taxonomy places the organism in Eukaryota, Apicomplexa, Aconoidasida, Haemosporida, Plasmodiidae. Bases 1 to 267 code for a protein of 88 amino acids. The transcript has a single exon. Gene Ontology annotation, biological process: mitochondrial electron transport, ubiquinol to cytochrome c.